AUGGCCCUCGUGAAUGUCGACCAAGUGCCCCCCACCAAGCCCGUGGAGAAGACCCCGGACGUGGUCGUGACCCCCUGCAAUCCCUGGACUGCACCAUACUAUCUGGAUGGUGGAUUCCGUCGCAUCAAACCCUACCACUACACCUAUAACACCAACUGCAAGGAGCGAUGGCGCGGUCGUCAGUUGGUCGAGAUCUUCACGUCCGAGUUUCGCGAUCGGAAGCCGGAGUAUUAUAGAUCCGCUCUUGAAAAAGGCCUUGUAACCGUCAAUGGUGUGAGAGCCUACCCAGAAACCGUCAUCAAAAACGGCCAAGUUAUAUCCCACACCACCCACCGCCACGAACCCCCUGUCACAAGCCUCCCCAUCGGAAUUAUCUACGAAGAUGAAGGGCUCAUUGUCAUUGACAAGCCCGCCGGUGUUCCCGUCCACGCUGCAGGCCGAUACAACUUCAACUCAGUCGUAGAAAUCCUGCGCGCAGAUCGCGACCCCAAUUUCGUGCCUCGCCCAUGCAACCGCCUUGACCGACUGACCUCCGGAAUCAUGUUCAUCGGAAAGGACCCCCAAGCUGCGGAGAAGAUGGCCACCGCUCUUAAAUCGCGCACAGUACAGAAGGAAUAUGUCGCGCGCGUCAAGGGCAAGUUCCCCGACGGCGUGGUAGUCUGCGACCAGCCCAUCAUGCAAGUAAGCCCGAAACUCGGUCUUAACCGCGUCCGCGCCACCGGCAAGGAAGCCACAACCAAAUUUCGCCGUCUGGCCUACUACCCUCCCACCGCAGAAUCGGGAUCCAGCACCCCGGACGGCGAGCGCCCCGCUACACCCCCUUCAACAUCCCUUUUGAGCGAAACGGAAGGAUAUAGCAUCGUGCACUGCUUCCCUCUCACUGGCCGCACCCACCAAAUCCGAGUCCACCUUCAGUUCAUGGGUCAUCCAAUCUCAAAUGACCCCAUCUACUCCAAUAGACGUGUCUUCGGGCCGGGGCUCGGCAAAGCCGAAGCAACCGCCGAACGCGACGAAGAAAUCGUCGCCCGGCUAUCUCUCAUGGGAAAGACAGAAAUUGCGGAUACAGUGUCGUACCGCACACAUCUAACCGCGGCACCGAACGUACCACCAGGCACGGAUCCGGUCCUCGUCAACGAGAUCAUGUACCGCGAACAAGUCGCCGCAUCCGAAGAUUACGCCAAACGCAAGGGCGAGAAGCUAUCCGGAGAUCUUUGUGAAGUCUGCGGUACGGAGUUGUACUCAGACCCCGGUGCUCAUGAGCUCGGUAUCUUCCUGCACGCUGUUGCGUACGCUGAUAAAGACGGUGACUGGGGAUACCGCAGUCCGAUGCCUCACUGGGGUCUGCCUCCGCAUGGCUGUGAGGGACCCACCGAAGUGCCGGAUUGGGUUCCUGCUGCUGAAGGCGAGGAAGUCGUCAUCGGGCAUGGGACUAUUCCUCCUGGGCUGGGUGAUGAGGAUCUUGCUGCUGAUGCGAAUACUGGUUCUGUCAUCCUCGAGGGUGUCGGGCUUGUUAAUAUUGCUGAGGCGGCGCGUAUUCAACAGCAGCAGGGUGCAGAGACGGCUACGGCCUAG
Molecule: messenger RNA, 1572 nt
Organism: Penicillium arizonense
Lineage: Eukaryota; Fungi; Ascomycota; Eurotiomycetes; Eurotiales; Aspergillaceae
Product: pseudouridine synthase family protein
Exons: 2
Coding region: 1-1572 (523 amino acids)
Biological process (GO): pseudouridine synthesis
Molecular function (GO): RNA binding; pseudouridine synthase activity
Source: RefSeq, a predicted model, not a curated record